AUGCAUCGAGUAUUUCGAACUCCAAUAAUUAUCAGUCCAUCUUUAUAUAAAUUUACUUAUCCAAUAAAAAAAAAUGCAUUCCAAUCUACUUUGUUUUUAAAGAAGCUAUUUUUGAAUGAUUGUAAUCAUAAUUACUUUUCAACUAAUUCAGGUGAAAUUGCUUGUCGUGUGAUUCGUACAGCUAAAAAUUUGGGAAUAAAGACUGUUGCAAUUUACAGCGAAGCAGAUAAACAUUCACUGCAUGCUAAAAUGGCGGAUGACGCAUAUUUAAUUGGACCAGCACCUUCUUCAGAAAGUUAUUUAAAUAUUGAAAAAAUAAUUGCUGUGGCCAAAGAAAGUGGUUCACAGGCUAUUCAUCCAGGAUAUGGGUUUUUAUCGGAAAAUCCGAAAUUUGCAGAACGUCUUGCAAAUGAAAACAUUAUAUUUAUUGGUCCACCAGUAUCAGCAAUGAUUUCUAUGGGUUCAAAAAGUGAAUCGAAAGAUAUCAUGAUUGCUGCAAACGUCCCUGUCGUUCCAGGAUAUCAUGGAACAAAUCAAGAUCCAAAAUUUCUUAAGGAACAAGCAUCAAAAAUUGGGUAUCCAGUUUUAAUUAAAGCUAUAAAAGGUGGUGGAGGAAAAGGAAUGCGUAUUGUUAAUGAUUCAUCAGAAUUCGAAAUUCAACUUGAAUCUUCUAAAAGAGAAGCUAUAAAAUCUUUUGCUGAUGAUCAAGUUCUUAUUGAAAAGUAUCUUGAAACACCACGUCAUGUUGAAGUACAAAUUUUUGCAGAUAUGCAAGGGAAUGCUGUACAUCUUUUUGAAAGAGAUUGCUCUGUUCAAAGGAGGCAUCAAAAGAUUUUAGAAGAAGCACCAGCGCCAGGAUUAAGUAAAGAGAUAAGGCAAGAACUUGGUGUAAAGGCUGUUGCCGCAGCUAAAGCCGUUAAUUAUGUUGGUGCGGGUACCGUUGAAUUUAUAAUGGACAAUAAAGACAAACGAUUUUAUUUUAUGGAGAUGAAUACAAGACUGCAAGUUGAACAUCCUGUGACGGAAAUGGUUACUUCUACAGAUUUAGUUCAAUGGCAAUUGGAGGUAGCCUCUGGAAAUCCAUUACCUAUGACGCAAGAUGAACUUAGUCUUGAUGGUCAUGCUUUUGAAGCUCGUAUAUAUGCAGAAAAUCCAGAAAAUAAUUUUCUUCCUGACACUGGACCAUUGCUUCAUGUUCGUACACCAACAGCUUCAUCAAAUGUUCGACUAGAGACUGGUUUUGAGCAAGGAGAUGAGAUUAAUGUUUACUAUGAUCCUAUGAUUGCAAAAUUGAUUACCAAGGGCACAAAUCGUACGGAAGCAUUACGCAUAUUACGAAAAGCCUUGCAAGAAUAUGAGAUUGUUGGAUUAAGUACAAAUAUAGAAUUUUUGAAAAGAAUAGUUUCACAUCCUGCUUUCAUACAAGGGGAUGUUGAAACUGGAUUUAUCGCGAAACACGAAAAAGAAUUAUUUGCACCAAACCCAGAAGUAUCGUCUUAUGCUAUUGUUCAAGCCGUUUUAUCAUUAAUAUUGAAGGAGCAUCAAGAAUUAAAGAAAACUGCUAUCGGAUCAUUUGAUCCGUAUUCACCUUGGGGAUUAUAUUUCGGCUAUCGCCUAAAUGCAAUACACGAACGAAAUAUUUUAUUCCAUGAUCAAAAUGAUGUUCAUAUACCCGUUGACAUAAAAUAUUUGCAGGAUAAUUCAUUUGACAUUACUAUUCAUCAUGGAAAAGAUAAUUUAAUUACAUUUGAACGUGUUACUGGUCAAUGGGAUGAAGUAGAGAAGCAGGUUGUGGCAGAUAUUGAUGGUAUACGAUUUAAAAGUCGUAUCAUAAUGGAAAAAAAUAAUAAAAUGGUUAUAUUUGAUCGAGAUGGAAAAAUAGUUUUAUACAUCCCAGAGCCUUUAUAUCUUAGUUCAGCUGUUUUAGAUGUGGCACAUUCCAUUAAAACACCAAUGCCAUGCAAAAUUUCUCAGGUACUUGUUCAACCUGGACAAACAGUUGAAAAGGGAAUGCCUUUAUUGGUAUUAGAAGCAAUGAAAAUGGAGCAUGUUAUAAAGUCUCCAUUUACUGGCAAGAUUGAAAAAGUGUAUUAUAACGUUGGUGAUUUAGUUGAAGAAAAUAAAGAACUGGUUGCUUUUGUUGACGAAUUAUGA
This is a messenger RNA of Cetraspora pellucida, 2154 nucleotides long. Lineage: Eukaryota; Fungi; Glomeromycota; Glomeromycetes; Diversisporales; Gigasporaceae. The record is from the annotation of a GenBank genome assembly.